CUUUAACACAGCUAUGAGUCUUUCUUGCGAAGUACAAGGAAGCAAGCAACCUCGACUCGGUCGUGUAAGAACAUCUAAAACUGUUAACAUCAACUGAGCCUUUGGAGGAAGAUCAUCCAGUUCUUAUAAAUGCGUAACUGCGCUUUUGCUAGCGGGUGUUUUGGUUUCGACCCGUCGAGGAAUAGUGACAUGCUAAAUAAUGGAGGAAUUCUUGAUGAACGAAGACCAGGAAGUGAUACGUUAAAGUAAAGGGAAGCGAACAGAUUAGAGACCCAGCCUGACACAGAAGAGCUGCAUACACCCAAUCAUGUCUACAGAGAUGAUGAUGCAGUCCUGUCUCAUGGACCGGAGCAGCAGCUUUUUUAAGCUGAUUGACACGUUCUCCACGGAGAUCUCAGAGCUAAAGCAGGAGAUGGUUCAGCCAGCCAGAGAGCCGGAGACAGAGAUCUUACAGGGUCUGGAAGGAGAGGUCAGCGGUCUUUUCCUUCAGUCUUCUGCCUGCGCUGGUACACCUGGAGUGAGGGAUUCUGGAUAUGACUCUCUACGCAGACGCAUGAGCAUCCUGGACAGACUGAUGCAGACACACUCUGUAUGGUUGCUACUGUCUCUCAGCGAUGAGGAAGCCAGAUGCAUUUUGCAGCCGCAGCCGGCAGGGAGUUUUGUGGUGAGGAGGUGUUAUAAACUGCAGAAAAAGGUGAUUUCCCUACGUAUGGACAGUGACACACUGAUUGUUCGGGACUUCCCAGUUAAAGAGAGCCAAUAUACUUUUUCUCUGGAGGGCUCAGGGAUCAGCUUUGCAGACCUCUUUCGACUGGUGGCGUUCUGCUGUAUCAGCAGGGACGUUCUGCCCUUCACACUGAAGCUGCCCGAGGCCAUUUCAGCUGCAAAGACCCCUAAAGAUCUGGAGGAGGUGGCUCACUUAGGAAGAGGUUUCUGGGAUUCUGUACUGUGCAAUAAGAGGAAGUCUUCUGUGUCUGGGGAGACUGUGUGUGAAAUUUCACAACAGAGACUGAAACAGUGGUUAUCCCCAAGCAUUCCGGCCAUCCCAUUCACACGGACCCCUUCUGAACUUGAAUGCAGUCAAUCCAACGGAGCGCUGUGCUUCAUCAAUCCCCUCUUCCUGCAGACACACCAAACUAACCCUUCACCUAAAAAGCAAGAAUCAUCCCCGGGCAACGCAGAUCGCCAGAUCAGGGAAGACAGCAUCUUUUGCCGUGCAAAAAGCACGCAAAACAAAUCACACGCAAGUGUGAGUAGAUCCAAGAGCGAGAGAUCCCCGCCACCUCGGCCCCCACCUCCCCGCUUUGCCUCCGGCAGAUCAGCAGUUCUUCGUAAACAGAAGACCAUGCCUGAGACAGUCUGUUGGAUCAAAACGCCUCAGGAAAAGAGCAGCCUUCUGGGGAGGUUGGGAUCAUCCUUCAGUUCCUUAUCACCCUCAUCCUCCCCACCCAAAAAGUUUAGUAAACCCAUCCUGGUGCCCUCACCCCGCAGUAAGAAUUCCUCCGGUCUGCUCGAUGCAGACGGCCUCCGCUGCCACAUGGCCCUGGAUGACCAGACCAUUGAGGAAGCCGUGUCUUGGAGCUUGGCCAAGCUGUCCUCACGCAACUCUACCGCUCUGGAGAACGGCAGCCCUGCAGAUGAACGCUGCUCCACCGGACGAGAGCGUCUGAGCGAUAUCAGCAUCUCCACUUCAUCCUCAGACUCUCUCGACUUCACCCACGGCUUCCCACUGCCCAUGGAGGCCAGUCCCUCCAGAACCAAGAGGCCCACUGGUGACAGCAGCCUGGAGGAGGAGGAAGAGGAAGAAGAUGAUGGCAUCAACUUGGAGAGCGACCAGGAGGUGCCACCACCCUUCAAGUCAAAGAAGCAGAAUGGCGCUGGUACGUUCGUGCUGCCGCGUGCAUUGAGAGGACAAUUGCGCAAGAUGAGCAGUGUUCUCAAUUCUUUGAUGACGCCCGAGAAGAGAGCCAUUCGGAAGAUUGUCGAGCAAUCCAGGGAUAAAGGGACUUACUUUGGCUGCUUGGUGCAGGACUACGUGAGCUUCUUGCAGGAGAACCGCGGCUGCCACACAUCAGGCUUGGACCUGCUGCAGACUCUCAGGCAGUUCAUGACUCAGAUGAAGUCCUACCUGCUGCAGAGCUCAGAGCUUGACCCGCCAAUUGAGUCCCUUAUCCCGGAGGAUCAAAUAGAUCAGGUGAUGGAGAAAGCCAUGCACAAGUGUGUGCUGAAGCCUCUGAAGCCUGUGAUAGAGGCCGCUCUGCGGGACUUCCAGGUGAGCAGUGGGACUUGGCAGCAGCUGAAAGAGAAUCUGGUUUUGGCCAAAGCCAAGCGGCCCCAGGAGAUGGGUGUGGAUGGAGCUCUGCCUCCUGACCCUGUGGCCAUAGAGAAGAUUCGCCACAAGUUCCACAACAUGUGCAAGAUGUACUCACCAGAGAAGAAAGUGUCUCUGCUUCUAAGUGUGUGCAAGCUUAUCUACACCAUAAUGGAGAACAACUCAGGGAGGAUGUAUGGUGCAGAUGACUUCCUGCCCAUGCUUACAUAUGUGAUGGCCCAGUGUGACAUGCCACAACUGGAUGCUGAAAUAGAGUACAUGAUGGAGUUACUGGACCCAUCAUUGCUUCAUGGAGAAGGAGGCUAUUACUUGACCAGUGCAUAUGGGGCAAUGUCUCUCAUCAAGAACUUCCAGGAGGACCAGGCAGCUCGUGUGCUGAGCUCUGAGACCCGUAACACGCUGCACCAGUGGCACCGUAGACGCACAACACAGCGAACCGCUCCAUCUGUGGAUGAUUUCCAGAACUACUUGCGGGUUGCGCUGCAAGAUGCAAGCAGUGGCUGUACAGCCAAAACCCUUCAGGUGCAACCUUACGCCACAACAGAGGAAGUGUGUCAGAUAUGCGUGGACAAGUUUAAAAUUUCGGACCCGGAGAACUACGCCCUUUUCCUCUUGACGGAUGAAACCAAACAGCAGCUGGCCCCGGACACUCACCCGCAGAGGAUCAAGGCCGAACUGCACAGCCGCCCACAGCCACAACUCUUCUUCUUUGUGUACCGACAAAUCCAAAACCUCACUGUCCCUUCAGACCAGCUCAAUGACAACACUUCACCCAACUGACAGAGCAAACAUGGUUUCCAUCAGGUCCUCUCGAAACUCCUUCUCAGCCACAUUUAUUCAACUCCUUCCCUAGGAACACUGCUUACGUCUGCGUUGUUUUGAAAAAAGUUGGAGCGAAGUGGUAGAUGCUUAGAGGGAAAUAGGGAAGGAAGAAUGUGUCUGACAGAUGCAGUUUUUUAUGCUCCGUCUUCACUAUUUUCAAAACAUUUUGGGAAGUGGCAUGCGACCAUCACGAGAGAGUAGCUGUGCCCAAACUGCAAAUGUUACAGUAUGUCUGUUUAUUUCUUCAUGAAUGUUCAAACACAUUCAGGUUAGCAGAGAAACAGAGCAUUUUAGUGUUAAUGGUGUUUGUCUAAGCUUUGCACAUUCCACAUUGCAUACACUCUAAAAUUGUGCCUUCCUCUUCCCAAAACUCUACAUACCUCUUCUGUCUCUUGUUCUUCGCUAUGCUGAGAGACUGUGGCAUUUCUCUAAUGACUGCAUUGAGUUGAAGACUUUUAGAAAGGUCCUUCCUUCAGCAUUCAUUCAGUAACAUGGACAUCUCAGUCCCUAAGGACAUUGUGGACAAUUGUUUUCUAAUGUAAAUCUUUUGUUUUUUUAUUUGCAGUUGCUGGUAAACUGCA
Molecule: messenger RNA, 3735 nt
Organism: Sinocyclocheilus grahami
Lineage: Eukaryota; Metazoa; Chordata; Actinopteri; Cypriniformes; Cyprinidae
Product: ras and Rab interactor 2-like
Exons: 13
Coding region: 308-3112 (934 amino acids)
Biological process (GO): vesicle-mediated transport; signal transduction
Cellular component (GO): endocytic vesicle; cytosol
Molecular function (GO): guanyl-nucleotide exchange factor activity; small GTPase binding
Source: RefSeq, a predicted model, not a curated record